ACCUAUUUUGGAAAAGCUGUAACAAGGUGAACCGAGGGAGCUUGUUCCCACCUUAAAAUCUGCACUCUUGGUGAUGUCACGUCGGAAAUUUACCAAAGCAAGAACUGGCCAACUGUGCAGAGAGAUCCAGCCCCUCGGAUGGCUGAUUGGGCGGGCAGCACUGACGUGCACUGACGCUUGGAGACUUUAGGUGCAUGUUGGCUGUGGAAUACGGAGCCCACAUAAACAAAGGCACAUUGGAGGGAAGGGCCAGUCUGUCCGGCUUGCUCGCACUGUGCUCUAGUACUAUACUUCCCAACAGAGAAUAACUAGCAAGUGCUCCGUCAUCGGUUGUUUUGUCUGACGAUCUGUCCUUGGGAAACUGUUGCUCAGACGGUUGAAUGAAUGAAUGAAAAAGACAUUGCUAACAAAGAGCGUACUGGGCAGUCUGGAGUCCUCACUGAUUUUCUAAAAUCUUGGAAACUUUGUCUCCAUUGAAUUCCGACACUGUUCACCUUUAAUUCCCUCGAAAACGCGUGUAACCCGGCUGAAGCCAUGCCCUGUGUUCAGGCUCAGUAUGGGUCAUCGCCUCAAGGAGCCAGCCCAGCUUCCCAGAGCUACAGUUACCACUCUUCAGGAGAAUACAGCUCCGAUUUCUUAACUCCAGAGUUUGUCAAGUUUAGCAUGGACCUCACCAACACUGAAAUCACUGCCACCACUUCUCUCCCCAGCUUCAGUACCUUUAUGGACAACUACAGCACAAGCUACGACGUGAAGCCACCUUGUUUGUACCAAAUGCCCCUGUCCGGACAGCAGUCCUCUAUUAAAGUGGAAGACAUUCAGAUGCACAGCUACCAGCAACACAACCACCUCCCCCCUCAGUCGGAGGAGAUGAUGCCUCAUUCAGGCUCCGUUUACUACAAGCCUUCGUCGCCUCCGACUCCCACCACUCCCGGCUUCCAGGUGCAGCACAGCCCCAUGUGGGACGACCCUGGCUCCCUCCACAACUUCCACCAGAAUUACGUGGCCACCACCCACAUGAUCGAGCAGAGGAAAACGCCUGUGUCCAGGCUCUCCUUAUUCUCCUUUAAGCAAUCACCGCCAGGAACCCCAGUGUCCAGCUGCCAGAUGCGAUUUGACGGGCCCCUGCACGUGCCCAUGAACCCCGAGCCAUCCGGGGCCCACCAUGUAGUCGAUGGCCAGACAUUUGCAGUGCCCAAUCCCAUCCGCAAACAGGCAUCCAUGGGCUUCCCAGGGCUACAGAUUGGCCAUGCUUCCCAGCUGCUGGACACCCAGGUGCCAUCCCCUCCCUCCCGGGGGUCUCCAUCCAACGAGGGCCUCUGUGCAGUGUGCGGGGACAACGCGGCCUGCCAGCACUACGGAGUGCGCACUUGUGAGGGCUGCAAGGGGUUCUUCAAGCGCACUGUCCAGAAAAACGCAAAAUACGUGUGUUUAGCAAAUAAAAACUGCCCAGUUGACAAACGCCGCAGAAAUCGCUGCCAGUAUUGUCGGUUUCAAAAGUGCCUUGCAGUUGGCAUGGUCAAAGAAGUGGUUCGCACAGACAGUUUAAAAGGCCGAAGGGGUCGCUUACCAUCCAAACCGAAGAGCCCCCAGGAGCCCUCUCCCCCCUCUCCCCCGGUGAGUCUGAUCAGUGCCCUGGUGAGAGCCCAUGUCGACUCCAACCCGGCUAUGAGCAGCCUGGACUAUUCCAGGUUCCAGGCUAACCCUGACUACCAGAUGAGUGGAGAUGACACUCAGCAUAUCCAGCAGUUUUAUGAUCUCUUGACCGGCUCCAUGGAGAUCAUCCGAGGAUGGGCAGAAAAAAUCCCUGGUUUCACUGACCUGUCUAAACCAGACCAGGACCUUCUCUUCGAAUCCGCUUUCUUGGAACUGUUUGUGCUGCGGCUAGCAUACAGGUCCAGCCCAGUGGAGGGCAAGCUUAUCUUUUGCAAUGGGGUGGUCCUGCACAGGUUGCAGUGUGUCCGUGGCUUUGGAGAAUGGAUUGAUUCCAUUGUUGAAUUCUCCUCCAACUUGCAAAAUAUGAACAUCGACAUAUCUGCCUUCUCAUGCAUCGCUGCCCUGGCUAUGGUAACAGAGAGGCACGGGCUAAAGGAACCCAAGAGGGUGGAAGAACUUCAGAACAAGAUUGUAAAUUGUCUCAAAGACCAUGUGACUUUCAAUAACGGAGGUUUGAAUCGCCCCAAUUAUUUGUCCAAACUCUUGGGGAAGCUCCCUGAACUUCGCACCCUUUGCACACAGGGACUGCAACGCAUUUUCUACCUGAAACUAGAAGAUUUGGUGCCACCUCCAGCAAUAAUCGACAAACUUUUUCUGGACACUUUACCUUUUUAAGACUCUUCCCAUGCACUUAAAGUGAACUUUAAAGAAAAUAAACUCGGCCUGUCUGAAGGGGAAUUCACCUGUGCGCAAAGCAGCACCUUUGGGUGCCAGAUUCCCAUCCCCAAAACUGUUGCUAACCUCCUGAAGGCAAAACGUGAAUGGGCAUUUUGGCUCUGGGGCAUCAAGGAUUCAGAUGGUGGACAACUUAAAUACCAUGGUAUAAGCUUUUUAUUAUCAGCUCAAAAUAUUAUUAAAAAGGACUUCUGAUUAAAAAGACGAUCAUAUUUGGCAACUCUGGGCUAAGACUCAUAUGAUGACAAAGUAUUAAGGUGACCCACAAGUCUCACCCUCUUAAAGACUAAAGUUUUCUGAUGUAAAAGAAAGCUGUAAUAUAUACUAAAAACUAAAUGUUGCGUGGGUGGCAUGAAAUUAAAGAAGGCAAAGGCUUGUAAAUUUAUCAGAUGCAGUUUGGCUUUUUAAAUUAUUCUGUGCCUAUUUAUGAAUAAAUAUUAAAAUCAGUUCUAAAAGAAAGAACAUAGAUGUGUUUGCAAAGAAAGAGAAUGAAGUAAUUCAAUGAAAUGGGAAAGCAUGAUGAUUCUAGGAUGACAAUGUUAUAGGCACUUGCUAUUUCAGUAAUGUCUAUAUUCUAUAAAUAGUAUUUCAGACACUAUGUAGUCUGUUAGAUUUUAUAAAGAUUGGUAGUUAUCUAAGCUUCAAACAUUUUCUCAAUUGUAAAAUAGGUGGGCACAAGUAUUACAAAACUGAAAUCUUGGACAAAAGGGCACAUAGUGUUUGUAAACACCGUCCAACAUUCCUUGUUUGUAAGUGUUGUAUGUACUGUUGAUGUUGAUUAAAAAAAGUUUAUAUCUUGAUUAUUUUGUUGUCUAAAGCUAAACAAAUCGUGCAUGCAACAGCUUUUGACUGUUUCCAGAGUGCUUAUAAUAUAUAUAACUCCCUGGAAAUUACUGAGCACUUUGAAUUUUUUGUUUUGUUUUCUAUGUCUAAAAUUGUCAGUUAAUAUAUUAUUUUAUGUUUGAGUAAUAUUUUUAAUAUUGCCAUAUUCUGUAGUAUUUUUCUUUGUAUAUUUCCAGUAUGGCACAUUAUACAAGUCACUGCCUUUUUUUCUAUGGUGUAUGACAGUUAGAGACGCUGAAUUUUUUUUCCUGAUAAACUCUUUCUUUGAGGAAAGACAAUUUUAAUGUUUACAACAAUAAAAUCAUGUAAAC
Molecule: messenger RNA, 3545 nt
Organism: Chelonoidis abingdonii (Abingdon island giant tortoise)
Lineage: Eukaryota; Metazoa; Chordata; Testudines; Testudinidae
Gene: NR4A2
Product: nuclear receptor subfamily 4 group A member 2
Biological process (GO): regulation of transcription by RNA polymerase II; dopaminergic neuron differentiation; central nervous system neuron differentiation
Cellular component (GO): transcription regulator complex; nucleus
Molecular function (GO): nuclear receptor activity; nuclear glucocorticoid receptor binding; zinc ion binding
Source: RefSeq, a predicted model, not a curated record